AUGCACAACCCUCGAGCUUGGACAUUCAUUUCUGACAAACAAAAGGGUUUGGUGGAUUCCAUAAGUCAAUACUGUGAAAAAGCGGAGCAUAAGUGUUGUGCUAGACAUCUUUAUAGCAAUUUCACCUUGGCGCACAAAGGUCUAGCACUUAAGAACCUAUUUUGGACUGCGGUAAGGGCAACAACAGUACCAGAGUGGAAGAGUGCAAUGAAUGAGUUAAAAGACAUAAGUGAAGAGGCUUACAACUGGUUCCUUGAAAAACCUCAUUCCCAAGACAGGCCCAUCAUCUCGAUGCUAGAGAAAAUUCGGCAUCAGCAAAUGAUAAGGAUGAAUGCAAAAAAGGAAGUGCCACAGAGGUGGGAUCAUGCAUUCGUGCCAAGAAUUGUGAAAAUCAUUGAGAAUGCUAAGUCUGAGGCAAGGUACUUGAAGGCAGACUAUGCAGACAACCAUAAAUUCGAGAUAAGCAGCAGAGACGGUUUGAGGUGGAGCGUUGACUUGACAAAACAUGCAUGUGCAUGCAGAAAAUGGCAGCUCAUUGGAAUACCAUAUCCCCAUGCAAUAUCAGGCAUGCUUUCAAGGGAUAUUGGCAUAUAUGAGUACAUCGACCCAUGGUAUAGCAAGGAAACAUACCUCAAAUGUUACUCCCCAGUUAUCCACCCGAUGUCAGGGCCUGAACUAUGGCCAGAAUUUGGAAAGCAUCCUCUCAAUCAAUCUCAGAAGAGAAAACAGGCUGGCAGACCCAAAAAAAUGAGGAAGAAGUCACAGGCAGAGCCACCUACAGGCGUUGAGAUGGGAAGGACUGGCAUGAAGAUGAUGCGUAAACGCUGUGGAGGGUCUGGACAUAACAAAAGAAGCUGUAAGGAGUCACUGCCUGGUGAAGAUAGUUCACAGCAACAGUCUCAACCAACCACACAAACAAAGUCCCAAGAAGAUACACAUACUAGAUCAGCGAAGGGGAAGAGAAAAACACAUUCAACGGAAACCUCCAAGUCACAGACAAAGAAGUCCAACAAUAGAGGAUCAUUUGGUACUCUGCCUGAAACCAUUAGACAAGGUUUGGUAUUGAUUCUGCGAAUCAUUAUAAGGUUUAGUACCUAUGCUGCACCUUCUUCAGAUAAAUUUGAAGUGUAA
Olea europaea var. sylvestris is the source of this 1131-nucleotide messenger RNA. RefSeq lists its product as uncharacterized. The coding region runs from base 1 to 1131 and encodes 376 amino acids. Gene Ontology annotation, molecular function: zinc ion binding. NCBI's taxonomy places the organism in Eukaryota, Viridiplantae, Streptophyta, Magnoliopsida, Lamiales, Oleaceae. The record is from RefSeq and is a predicted model, not a curated record. The transcript is spliced from 3 exons.